Trachemys scripta elegans is the source of this 1196-nucleotide messenger RNA. RefSeq names its product octopamine receptor-like. Lineage: Eukaryota; Metazoa; Chordata; Testudines; Emydidae. Gene Ontology annotation, molecular function: G protein-coupled receptor activity. The transcript has 3 exons. Gene Ontology annotation, biological process: adenylate cyclase-activating adrenergic receptor signaling pathway. The record is from RefSeq and is a predicted model, not a curated record. Bases 13 to 1170 code for a protein of 385 amino acids. Gene Ontology annotation, cellular component: membrane.
ACCGGGGGGAAGAUGCUGAUGGACAAAAAUACAUCAUCGCUCUCCAACAUCUCCUCCACUGCCCUGUCUUGGGUAAGAGGAGAUGGCAACUGGACAGGGGCAGGAAUUGGUCCCCGGGAGGUGGCUGUUGGACUGAUACUAACCUUUAUAGACUUGAUCACUCUGUUUGGGAAUACUGUGGUUUUUAUCUGCCCUGUGGUGGAGAAGAGGCUGCGUACCGCAACUUACAUGUUUAUUAUGUCCUUAGCCAUGGCAGAUCUCCUCGUUGCUUGUCUGGUCAUGCCAUUUAGCAUAAUUUAUGAGGUGACGGGGAUGUGGCUAUUCGGGAGGCUGUUCUGUAAAGUGUGGAUCUCUUUUGAUGUCAUGUUCUGCACGGCGUCCAUUGUCACAUUGUGCUUUAUCAGUCUGGAUAGAUAUUGCUCCGUGGUGACCCCCUAUCAUUAUUCAAUGAGGAUGUCACGUCGAAGGUGCAUCAUAAUGACCUGCAUGGUCUGGGUAUACUCCUCCCUCAUUUCCUUCCUACCAGUCAUGCAAGGCUGGAAUGAGAUACCAGGUGUAGAUUUUGAUGCUGGCAAAGAGUGCAUCUUUGUCACCAACUGGACUUUUGCCAUCGUAGCUUCUGCCCUGGCAUUUUUUGUCCCGUUCAUGAUUAUGUGCAGCAUGUAUUUCUUCAUCUACCGAGCAUCACGACUCAAGGCCACCCGCAUCAUGUCUCAGUCCCUUGAAAUUCACUACCAUCCCAACAGCAAGAGGCAGAACAACCUGCAGCUGGAAAACAAAGCCACUCGGACAAUUAGCAUCAUCAUCUCAGUCUUCAUAUUGUGCUGGUUACCCUACUUUGUUCUGAAUGUAUGGCUAGCUGCUAAAGGUACCAGUUCCACCAGCGCAGUCCUGGUUGAUGCCUUCAAGAUCAUAACUUGGUUAGGUUAUUGCAAUUCUACUAUCAACCCCAUGCUCUACGCCUUUCUGAAUCGGGAUUUCCAACGGGCUCUGAAGAAGCUGUUCAUCUGCAGGCGCAGGUCUCAGGUGGAUAUUGGAGAAGAUAUGGUUUCAAUAGCCACUUUUUCCAAGACUGCUCAAGACCCAGAAUACAGCAUUAAAGUCCCAAUGCCCGCUGGAGCACUGAAGAGCAAGCAUAAACAAAGUACUGGGUUACUUGUUGCAGGAUGAGACAGAUGAAGAGUGUAUGGUGAUUA